Molecule: messenger RNA, 1674 nt
Organism: Pelmatolapia mariae (spotted tilapia)
Lineage: Eukaryota; Metazoa; Chordata; Actinopteri; Cichliformes; Cichlidae
Gene: tubb6
Product: tubulin, beta 6 class V
Exons: 6
Coding region: 269-1609 (446 amino acids)
Biological process (GO): mitotic cell cycle; microtubule cytoskeleton organization
Cellular component (GO): microtubule; cytoplasm
Molecular function (GO): GTPase activity; structural constituent of cytoskeleton; GTP binding
Source: RefSeq, a predicted model, not a curated record
GAAAGCGUCCGCGUGUUUUUACCUGACAGGUGGUGUUUUAAACGCAGUGAGCGUGGCAGUGGGCUUUGCUGUGAGUGUGAGCUCACUGCUGGACACAGGUUCAUGCUGACUGGGACAAACUGGACCGUGACCCCCACUCCUCCCCCCCCAGGGCGUGGUGACGUGAACGCGCCUGACAGGAGGAGAAAAUGAAGCAGGACGCGCGCUCCCGCUCCGCAGACUCACAGCAGGAUCCAGCAGAGCUUCAGCGGACACACGCAGAGGAACCAUGAGGGAGAUCGUUCACAUCCAAGCGGGACAGUGCGGGAACCAGAUCGGGACCAAGUUCUGGGAAGUGAUCAGUGACGAGCACGGCAUCGACCCCGCCGGGAACUAUGUGGGUGACUCGAGUCUGCAGCUGGACAGAGUCAACGUCUACUACAACGAGGCCUCCUCGCAUAAAUACGUCCCCCGGGCCGUGCUGGUCGACCUGGAACCGGGAACCAUGGACAGCGUGCGCUCGGGAGCCUUCGGACAACUCUUCAGACCAGAUAACUUCAUCUUUGGUCAGACAGGUGCAGGGAACAACUGGGCCAAAGGUCACUACACGGAAGGGGCGGAGCUUGUGGACUCUGUCCUGGACAUAGUGAGGAAGGAGUGCGAGCACUGCGACUGUCUCCAGGGCUUCCAGCUGACUCACUCUCUGGGAGGGGGCACUGGCUCGGGGAUGGGCACCCUGCUGAUCAGCAAGAUCCGGGAGGAGUACCCCGACCGGAUCAUGAACACCUUCAGCGUCAUGCCCUCACCGAAGGUGUCGGACACAGUGGUGGAGCCUUACAACGCCACCCUGUCGGUCCACCAGCUGGUAGAAAACACAGAUGAGACCUACUGCAUCGACAACGAGGCCCUUUACGACAUCUGCUUCCGCACUCUGAAACUCACCACCCCCACCUACGGCGACCUCAACCACCUGGUGUCAGCCACCAUGAGCGGCGUGACGACCUCGCUCCGUUUCCCCGGACAGCUCAACGCAGAUCUCCGCAAGCUGGCCGUGAACAUGGUUCCUUUCCCCAGGCUGCACUUCUUCAUGCCGGGGUUUGCUCCUCUGACAGCGCGGGGCAGCCAGCAGUAUCGAGCGCUCACUGUUCCCGAGCUCACCCAGCAGAUGUUUGACGCCAGGAACAUGAUGGCGGCUUGCGACCCUCGCCACGGACGCUAUCUGACCGUGGCCACCGUCUUCCGGGGGCCCAUGUCCAUGAAGGAGGUGGACGAGCAGAUGCUGAAUAUCCAGAACAAGAACAGCAGCUACUUCGUGGAGUGGAUCCCCAACAACGUGAAGGUGGCCGUCUGCGACAUCGCUCCCCGAGGGCUCAAGAUGGCCGCCACCUUCAUCGGCAACAGCACCGCCAUCCAGGAGCUGUUCAAGCGGAUCUCUGAGCAGUUCUCGGCCAUGUUCCGCCGAAAGGCGUUUCUGCACUGGUUCACCGGCGAGGGCAUGGAUGAGAUGGAGUUCACGGAGGCGGAGAGCAACAUGAACGACCUGGUGUCCGAGUACCAGCAGUACCAGGAAGCCACCGCCAACGACGGCGAGGAGAACUUUGAGGACGAGGAGGAUGAGAUCAACGAGUAAGAGUAUGGAGGACCACAAGAGCCACACGUAUCGAAAUAAAGAAAUCUGUGCUUAAAUAAUGAAUU